Messenger RNA from Beta vulgaris subsp. vulgaris (sugar beet), 1694 nucleotides. RefSeq names its product GDP-fucose transporter 1. The transcript has a single exon. Gene Ontology annotation, molecular function: GDP-fucose transmembrane transporter activity; antiporter activity. NCBI's taxonomy places the organism in Eukaryota, Viridiplantae, Streptophyta, Magnoliopsida, Caryophyllales, Amaranthaceae. The record is from RefSeq and is a predicted model, not a curated record. Bases 214 to 1254 code for a protein of 346 amino acids. Gene Ontology annotation, cellular component: Golgi apparatus.
UUUGAGGUUUUUCCAUUUUCUUCUCUUUUUUUUAGGUUGAAUUUAAUUUCUUUUCAAUUUGUUAGUCAGAUUUGAUUGUAAUUUUCUGCAAUUAAGAUCUACCCAUUAGUUCAAAUGUUGUUUUUACUACAUUAGAGUAAAAAUUACCAACUGGGUGUUUAAAAUUUUGUAGAAAGUAGUGAACUUUUGACCUAAAAAGAAGAAAUUAUCACAAUGAUUCCUGUAAAAUUGGAGGUUGCAAAACAACAUUAUGCUACUAGUAGUCUUGUAAUUGGGUAUGCUCUUUGUUCCAGCUUGUUAGCUGUGAUUAACAAAUUUGCAAUCACUAAGUUUAAUUACCCUGGUUUAUUGACUGCUUUGCAAUAUUUAACCUCUGCUUUAGGAGUUUGGAUUUUGGGGAAACUAGGGUUUUUGCACCAUGAUCCCUUUACUAUUGACAUUGCCAAGAAAUUUCUGCCUGCUGCUUUUGUGUUUUUUCUUGCCAUUUUCACAAACACAAACCUACUUCGCCACGCCAAUGUCGAUACUUUUAUCGUGUUUCGAUCUUGUACUCCCCUUUUGGUUGCACUUGCUGAUACAACCUUUAGGAAGCAGCCAUUGCCAUCUAAGUUGACGUUUGUGUCAUUGCUGAUCAUUUUGGGUGGUGCUGUUGGUUAUGUUGCUACUGAUUCGGCUUUUACAUUGACGGCUUAUUCGUGGGCGUUUGUGUAUCUGGUGACUAUCACUACUGAGAUGGUUUACAUUAAGCAUAUGGUGACUAAUCUUGGAUUAAAUACUUGGGGUUUCGUGUUCUAUAACAAUUUGUUGUCUUUGAUGAUGGCCCCCGUGCUUUGGAUCCUCACGGGGGAGUAUGCCGAGGUUUUUGAUGCCUGGACUUCAAGUGCAGGGGAUCGGUUCAAUUCCACUGUAUUCUUUGCUGUUUCAUUGUCUUGUGUGUUUGGGUUGAUGAUUAGCUUCUUUGGUUUUGCUGCUAGGAAGGCAGUUUCUGCUACUGCUUUUACUGUUACCGGAGUCGUGAAUAAGUUUCUCACUGUUGUGAUUAAUGUAAUGAUCUGGGAUAAGCAUGCUAGCCCUUUCGGGUUGGUUUGCCUGCUCUUUACACUUUCUGGUGGUGUGCUCUACCAGCAAUCAGUUACUGGUGCUCCACCACAGCGUGAGUCUGCCGUGUCUAAGCAGAGUAAUAGUGAGAGUGAAACCGAGAAGUUCAUUAUGGAUGAAGAAAAAGGCAUCUCAGGCAAGAUUUCGGGUCUAUGAUGUGCUCUGUUGUUCCGUCAUUGAAGAAGAUUCUUAUUGCCACUUAUUCUUGGAGGUCAUACUCUCUACCAUCACAGAUCACGGAGGUUUUGUAUGGACUAGAUGCAUACUUGUUUUAUCAUUUUAAUGAAUUUACUUGGUCGUUUUUUUUCACUUACCAUGUUUAGAUAGUACAUGGUAUUGCUUUUCUUGAGCAGUGCCGUGGUAGGCAUAAAUUUCGUUAUAAAUAUAUCUUUGUGAUAGGUAGAGAACUUCUUACCACUCUUUGAUCCCUAAAAUGCCUAAGUACCUUGAAAUGUAUCUUUGUGAUAUCCUGAAUUGUAUCAACCAUCAUGAAUCUAAAGUUUAGGAUUUAGGAGUAAUAUUCAUGCCAGAUGUAAUCAUCUCAUUCUGUUGAGAACCUAUAUGAUGUGCUUUUAAUGUGCCUUUCACAUCCACAA